GUAGUUGGUAUAGAGUAGGGAUACAGAUAACACGGGUGCGGAAGAAAUAGGUAUAGAGUAGAGAAUAUCGACGAUAAUAUUCGCCUUUGGCAUCGAUCGGAGGCUGCGGCGUGAGCUGGCCUUGCACGUUGAUAGAGAAGACGUGAAAGAGACGACUUUUAGAUAAGAUCUCUGCUCUUUCUUGCUCGCCCUCCUCUCCUUCCCCCAGCCAUGGACGUGGUGGCGAGCUGCGACGCUGUCCCGCUUCUCGUGGCCGUCGCAGUCUCCGUACUCCUCGCCGCUGCCGUCUGGUCCAGGCGUGGGCGGGGGCACGGCAAUGCCGCGCCGAGCCCGCCGUCGCGGCCACUGCUCGGCCACCUCCACCUGCUCGGCAAGCCGCUGCACCGCUCCCUCGCCGCGCUCGCCGCCGCGCACGGCGGGGGCGGGGGCCAAUCGGCGCCGCUCCUGUCCCUGCGCCUGGGCGCGCGGCGGGCGCUGCUGGUGUCCGACCACGCCGCGGCCGAGGAGUGCUUCACGGCGCGCGACGCCGCGCUGGCGGGCAAGCCGCGGCUGCUGGCCGGGGAGCGGCUCGGGUACGGGUGCACCACCGUCAGCUGGACGCCCCACGGCGACAACUGGCGCGCCCUGCGCCGGUUCCUCGCCGUCGAGCUCUUCUCCGCGUCCCGCCUCGCCGCGCGCGCCGCCGACCGCAGCGCCGAGGCUGCCUCGCUCGUCGGGGGCCUCCUCCGCCACGCCGCCGGAGGGGACGCCGCCGCGGUGACGCUCCGGCCAAGGCUCUUCGAGCUGGUGCUCAACGUCAUGCUGCGCGCGCUCACUGGCGCGCCGGGACGCGGCGGCGACGUGCGCAGGAUCCAGGAGAUGAUCGAGGAGAGCUUCAAGUUGGCCGGCGCGCACAGCGUCGGGGACUUCUACCCGGCGCUCCGGUGGGUCGACCGCCUGCGCGGCUUCGACGCGGCUCUGAUCCGUCUGCAGGCGAGACGCGACGCCUUCGUCGCCGGCCUCGUAGACGACAAGCGCCGAAGCCGCGAAGCCGGUGCCCGGGACACGGAGACGAAAAGCGCCAUUGACGAGCUCCUGUCGCUGCAAGAAAUCUAUCCCGAGUUCUACACUGACACCGUCAUCAAGGGCAUUGUCUUGGUACUACUCAGUGCUGGCACCGACACGUCGGCGCUGACCACCGAGUGGGCAAUGGCGCUGCUGCUGACGCGCCCGGAAGCGAUGCAGAAAGUGAGAGCCGAGCUAGACGGUAAUGUCGGCAGAUCCCGGCUGGUGGAGGAGUCGGACAUCACGAACCUCCCAUACUUGCAAUGCGUGGUCAAGGAGACGCUCCGGCUGUGCCCGGUAGGGCCGGUGAUCCCGGCGCACGAGGCCAUGGAGGACUGCACCGUCGGCGGGUACCACGUCCGGCGUGGCACGAUGAUCCUCGUGAACGCUUGGUUGAUCCACCGGGACCCCAAAUUGUGGGAGGAGCCCGAAGAGUUCAGGCCGGAGCGGUUCUUGGACGCCGGCACCACGCCCAUGCUGCCGUUCGGGCUUGGACGGAGGCGCUGCCCUGGGGAGGGACUGGCAAUGCGGGACGAGGCGUCGUCAGUGAACAUGGAGAGAAGCCCAGAGCAGCAGCUUACCAGCGAGCACGACGACGACGGCAGCGCGACGUGGCUGAACCUCACGCUGGGGGCCAGCGAGUCGCCGGAGCCGGCAACCGCGCCGCCGCCGAGCUCCCCCGGGUCCGAUCCUAACACCGGCGCCACCAAGCCGUCCGCCGCGGCCGCGCCGCCGCCGCACAAGGUGUUCUCCUGCAACUUCUGCCUGCGCAAGUUCUUCAGCUCGCAGGCGCUGGGCGGGCACCAGAACGCGCACAAGCGGGAGCGCAGCGCCGCCAAGCGCUCCUACCACGCGCAGCGGAUGAUCGUCGGGCUGCCGCUGCAGGCGCACGCCGCGCUCAUGCACUCCCUCAGGGUCAACCCGGCCUCGUCGGCGAUCCAGAAGGCGGCGGCGCCAGUCAGGACGGCGGCGAGGUUCCUCGAGGACGGCGUGGCAUGGGGGACGAUCGCCUGCGAGGAGGCGCCGAGCUCGGCGUGGCCGGGGAGCUUCAGGCUGAGAGCACAACAUCCAGAGCAUGAGCAAGCGUCAGAACAGAGUAAGAUAGACUUGAAUCUCAGGCUCUGAAUGGUAGGAUGAUCGAUGUUAACUGCUCUGACCAGUGCAUGGGUUCAUCCAAGUUCAUCUGCUGAAUAAUCUGGUUUGGAGAUGUGAUCAGAGGAGAAACCAUAUGGUGAUGCUGAAUUUUGGGGAUACUAUUGUUGUUUUCAAAUGUAUGUUAGAAUUUAUUUGAUGUGGUACUGCUAUGAAGUACUCUGAAUUUCUGUAGCUGGAAAUUGUAUUUAGCUCUAUUGACACCAGCGAGAACUCAUGGAUUCUGCACUUCAUACUGACAGCAUAUAUCAGUCAUACUCUCAUCACUUUUCUUC
Messenger RNA from Setaria italica (foxtail millet), 2471 nucleotides. RefSeq names its product cytochrome P450 81D11. Bases 211 to 2169 code for a protein of 652 amino acids. The record is from RefSeq and is a predicted model, not a curated record. The transcript has 3 exons. Gene Ontology annotation, molecular function: heme binding; monooxygenase activity; oxidoreductase activity, acting on paired donors, with incorporation or reduction of molecular oxygen. NCBI's taxonomy places the organism in Eukaryota, Viridiplantae, Streptophyta, Magnoliopsida, Poales, Poaceae.